AUGCGUGCAUCAACAAAUGUUGUGGAUGUGAACGAUGAUUAUCAAGAUAACACGCCCAAUGUUAGUAGUAAAUACAAGAUAUGGACAUCGGCAAUAGUGGUAGUGUGGAUAGUGUAUGGGAUAUACACCAUACUAUUUACGAGUUCGAACAUGUGGAUUGAAAUUGUGAUUAUGAUACUAUUUGCAACACCAUCAGUUAUUGAAAUCAAGGCAUGGCAUGAUAGUGAUAGUGAUGGAGAUAAAGGAGAUAAUGAGCAUGAAAUAGAACAAAAAGAUGAUCAAAGCGCAGAUAUUGGAUAUAUUAAUCGUAUGCGCAAUUAUUACAACGGAAAUCAGGAUGAAAAUGCAACUCCAGAAAAAACAGAUAACGACAAUAUGAAUCCAGAAGAAGAUCAGAAUAAGGAUAAGAACAAAAAUAAAAAUAAUGAUAAAAAACAGAAUGCUAAUCGCAAGCAUGAAUAUAACGUUAGCAGAGAAGAAAGCAAGCAUAAUAAGCCUGGAAUUAUAUUUAGAUGGGUUUAUAUGCUGUUUAAUGUGAUAAUAUUUAUGUAUUUGUCUAUUGCAUGCAUUAUGGCGUUUAAAAAAAAGAUUGAUGAGAAGAUAUCGUUGCUAACUAUGUUUGUGCUUACAGUUGAGAGCAUGUUUCGACUGGGAUAUUCAAUGAUGGCGGAAAGUAGCAAAUUUAUACCAUUGAUAGCGUUUAUAACCAUGAGUAUUGUUUCUGUAGCAGUUUGGGUGGGAAUAGGAACAGGAUUGAUUGAUUGA
Molecule: messenger RNA, 765 nt
Organism: Ordospora colligata OC4
Lineage: Eukaryota; Fungi; Microsporidia; Ordosporidae
Exons: 1
Coding region: 1-765 (254 amino acids)
Source: RefSeq, a predicted model, not a curated record